Molecule: messenger RNA, 1493 nt
Organism: Stomoxys calcitrans (stable fly)
Lineage: Eukaryota; Metazoa; Arthropoda; Insecta; Diptera; Muscidae
Product: 17-beta-hydroxysteroid dehydrogenase 13
Exons: 3
Coding region: 71-1027 (318 amino acids)
Cellular component (GO): lipid droplet
Molecular function (GO): oxidoreductase activity, acting on the CH-OH group of donors, NAD or NADP as acceptor
Source: RefSeq, a predicted model, not a curated record
AGCAAUCAGAAGGAGAGCAACACUUGAAGCAAACACUUGGCGUGGUGGGUCGUUUAACACGGAUAGUAAAAUGGGAGAUAACACAGCUCAAGUUCCUUUGACUUACUAUGUCGCUUUAAUUCUAACAUUGAUGCUAUCGCCAAUUAUGGCCUUGAUAGUUGGCAUUAGAGAAUUAUUCCAUAAAUCCAAAGAGCACGAUAUAAAAGGUGAAGUAGCUGUCAUAACUGGUGCCGCCAGAGGUUUGGGUCGUGAAAUAGCCAUUGAAUUGGCCAAAAGGGGUUGUCACAUAGCUGUGGUAGAUAUUUUGGAAGAUGCCUCAAAGGAGACUGCCAAAUAUUUAAGUGAAACUUUCAAAAUAAAGGCCAAGCCCUAUAAGGUUGAUGUAUCCAACCAUGACGAACUGAUUGAUUUUCAUCGCUCGGUAAUUCAGGAUUUUGGAGAUGUUACCAUUUUGAUAAACAAUGCCGGUUUGUUAAGUCUUGCCGAUAGUAAUCCUUUGGAUUUUGAGGAAAUUCAAAAAAUCAUUACCGUCAACUUUACCUCCCACCUGUGGAUGAAUCAACUCUUUUUGCCCCGCAUGAAGGAGUUAAAUCGUGGUCACAUCAUGGCCAUUUCUUCACUUUCCGCCCUAGUCACUGCGCCUUUUGUGCAAAUAUAUGCGCCAACCAAAAGUGCGGUUACGGCUUAUAUGGCCUCUUUAAGAGCUGAUAUGAAAAGUGGAAAAUAUGGAAUAAAAGUGACCACCAUAAUGCCAACAUUUCUAAAUACCAAUCAGCAAGUAAAUGAAUUUAUAAGUUUUACUGGCUAUGAUAAGUGGAUGCCUCCUAUAGAUGGCGCCGGUGUAGCCCAGCAAGCAGUGCAGGCAAUGCUGCAGGGCCUAGAGGAGAUAACUUUGCCCCGUAUAGCUAGUUUUAUCUUCAAAUUACAUGGACUAUACCCUACUUGGCUGCGUGAUGGAAUUCAAGGAUUGCUUGGUGCCAAGGUGCAGGUGGUAGAACUUCGUAAUAAGCUAGCAUCCCAAAAUUGAUGUAUUAUUUUCUAUACCCCUACACUACCACUGUGAUACAGGGUAUAAUAACUUAGUGCAUUUGUUUGUUACACCCAGAUGGAAGUAAGCUAGACCCAUUGAUAAGUGUACCGAUCCACUCAGAAUCAGUUACUGCUUUGUCCGUCUGUAUGUCUGUCUGUCCAUGUUAAUUUGUGUACAAAGUACAGGUCGCAAAUGUCUUUCCGAUCAUCUUCAAAUUUGGUACAGGCAUGUUUUUCGGCCUAGAGACAAAGCCUAUUGAAAUUGUAGAAAGUCGGCUCAGAUUUAGAUAUAGCUUCCAUAAACAGCUGUGUUCAAAAUAAUAGUAGUGGUGCCACCUCAUAUUUUCACAAGUCAAACUUGUUGGUAUAUCAACAUCCAAUUUAAAUGAUAUUCUAAGGGUAUUUAAAACGUUAAGCAAGGAUUAAAAUUACAAAUAAAAGCUCUUAUUAAAUAUUAUAUUUUA